Exophiala dermatitidis NIH/UT8656 is the source of this 1590-nucleotide messenger RNA. RefSeq lists its product as uncharacterized. The coding region runs from base 97 to 1434 and encodes 445 amino acids. The record is from RefSeq and is a predicted model, not a curated record. NCBI's taxonomy places the organism in Eukaryota, Fungi, Ascomycota, Eurotiomycetes, Chaetothyriales, Herpotrichiellaceae. The transcript has a single exon. Gene Ontology annotation, molecular function: U6 snRNA binding; metal ion binding; pre-mRNA binding. Gene Ontology annotation, cellular component: Prp19 complex; U2-type catalytic step 2 spliceosome; U2-type catalytic step 1 spliceosome.
ACUACUGCCUGCGGAUAACGACCAGGACAACGAGGCAGCAUCUUUCUGCCGAGCAGUCUCAAAUCACACAGACUAUAGAGAUAUCCGCGAUACACCAUGGCCGAAGUAGUCCAAGCGCGCACGAGCUUUGCCUCACCCUCACCUUCGACACCGUCUCGCAAGCGAUCAGCCUCGCCUUCGGACGAACCCAACACCACCACCACCACCACCACCACCACCACCACCACCACCAGCAACACUUUAACCACAACAAACAACAACCAAGAUGGCCCGUCCGAGCCCCCGACGAAAAAGACAAAACUGAUCCGACGCAAGCGACGACCCGCACGACCCCAAGUCGACCCAUCAACAUUCAAAUCCGAACCACCGCCCCAAACAGGCACAGUAUUCAACAUCUGGUACAACAAAUGGAGCGGCGGCGACCGGGAAGACGCAUACCUAUCCAAAACGGCCGCGCCGUCACGAUGCAACAUCCGCAACGACUCGGGCUGGACACAAGCAGACAAAACCCCCGGAAGCUAUUUCUGCCUAUUCUUCGCGCGCGGGCUAUGUCCUAAGGGCCACGAAUGCCAAUAUCUACAUCGCCUACCGGGAAUCUACGACAUAUUCAAUCCGAACGUGGACUGUUUCGGCCGCGACAAGUUCAGCGACUACCGCGACGACAUGGGCGGGGUGGGCAGUUUCAUGCGCCAGAACCGGACAUUGUACGUCGGUCGGAUCCACGUCACGGACGACAUUGAGGAGGUCGUGGCCCGCCAUUUUCAAGAGUGGGGAGAAAUCGAACGCAUAAGAGUCCUGACGGGCCGUGGCGUCGCGUUUGUCACGUACGUCAAUGAGGCGAAUGCCCAGUUUGCAAAGGAGGCAAUGGCGCAUCAGGCUCUUGAUAAUAAUGAGAUUCUCAAUGUGAGAUGGGCCACUGUCGAUCCGAAUCCCCUGAGUGCGAAGCGUGAAGCGGCCAGGCUCGAAGAACAGGCUGCUGAGGCUGUUAGACGUGCGCUGGGCGAGAGCGCUGUUAGACAGAUCGAGGGUCGUGAAACUCGUGAAGAGCGCGAUCAGAGAAGACUGGAGUCCGGAUAUGGGUUGGAGGGGUAUGAGGCCCCGGAGGAGAUUUGGUUUACUCAGCAGAAAGAGAAGGAGUUGCAACAAAAACAACAACAACAUCAGUUGGAGGGGCAGAAACAAGGUGAUCGUGGGCUACUUGAGGCUCCCCCCACGCACGAACCCGCGGCGGUGGAAAAUGGCAUCUCUGCCUCUUCAGAUCAGACUACGGCCGCUGGAGAAAAUACUCCCGCCGGGGGAAACAGUAUACUUCCUAGCUCUACGCUGGCAAGGUUAAGAGGAUACGCGUCGAGCGCAAAACCUCCACCGGCUGCGACUCCGGCUCCUGCGGCUGCGCCGUUGGUUGCAUACGGAAGUGAUGAUGACAGUGAUUGAUACUCUGUAUCAUCCCUAUUGUACCGUCGUGAACUUGUGUCGUGAACUAUACCUCCGUCAAUCAUGGUUAAUACUGUGUAACGAAUAAAUGAAGAAUUCUAGCCAUUUGGCGAAAGAAAGCAAAGAAUCAAUCAAUGGACAUGGUUCCGCAGCUCG